CCCAGUCCCUGCGUGGUGCGUGGUGCGUGGUGCGUGGUGCUUCAAUGAUUCUAAAACCCAGACGCGGCAAAUAACAUGAUACACAUUAGAAAAUCCUAAAACCCCGCAACCAACAUGAUACACAUUCCUUCUUGUCUAAAACCCUAAACCUUAACUUCCAAAAUUUAGAGCUUUCACUUCCCACAACCUCCUUCAAUGGCGGAACCAAAUUCAACCUUCAAACCCAUCAAACCGAAGCUCAAACCCAAACCCAGAACCCCAAAACAAACCCCAGAAUCGAAGUACUGGUCCUCCUUCAAAACCCACCAAAUCCCAGACCUCAUCUCCUCCAUCACUUCCCUCACUUUCUCUCCCUCUCCUCCUCACCCUUUCGCCGCCACUCACUCCACUUCCCUCAAAAUCUUCAAUCCCCAAACCCUCUCUCCUUCCUCCACCAUCUCCUCCUUCUCCGACGUCGUUUCCUCCGCCUCCUUCCGCUGUGACGGCCUCUUGAUCGCCGCCUCUGACCUCUCGGGUCUAAUCCAAGUGUUCGAUGUAAAAACGCGGACCCCACUUCGUAAACUCAGGUCCCACACACGCCCGGUACGUUUUCUCAAAUACCCACUUCAUGAUAAGCUCCAUUUGGUCUCUGGUGGCGAUGAUGCUGUUGUUAAGUAUUGGGAUGUUGCUUCUGAAACCCCACUUUUAGAGCUUUUGGGUCAUAAGGACUAUGUGCGUUGUGGUGAUUUUUCGCCUGCUAGUCAUGAAAUGUGUGUCACUGGGUCUUAUGAUCAUACGGUUAAGCUUUGGGAUGUGAGAGUGACCGGUUCGAAAACGGUUAUGGAAGUUAACCAUGGAAAACCAGUUGAAAGUGUGGUUUUUUUGCCAUCUGGGGGGUUAGUUGCUACUGCAGGUGGGAAUUCGGUUAGGAUCUGGGAUUUCAUUGGAGGUGGGAAGAUGGUUUAUUCAAUGGAAAGUCAUACCAAGACGGUUACUUCAGUUUGUGUAGGGAGAGUUGGGAAGGAGAAUGUUGAGGAAGGGAGGGAGCAUAGGGUUUUGAGUGUGGGAUUGGAUGGGUAUAUGAAGGUGUUUGAUUAUGGGAGGAUGAAGGUCACACAUUCUAUGAGGUUCCCUGCACCACUUAUGUCAAUCGGGUUUUCACCGGAUUGUGGGGUGAGAGUGAUUGGCAGUUCGAAUGGGGUAAUGUAUGUUGGGAAGAGAAAAAUGAAGGAGGAGAAUGUGGAGAGUAGUUUGAGAAGCUUUUGGAGUUUAGGUGUGGAGCAGGAGAGAAGGGUUAUGAGGCCUUCAUAUUUUCGGUAUUUUCAUAGAGGGCAGGGUGAGAAGCCUAAGGAGGGGGAUUAUUUGGUUAUGGGACCAAAGAAGGUGAAGUUGGCAGAGCAUGAUAAAUUAUUGAAGAAGUUUAGGCACAAGGAGGCAUUGGUGUCGGUGUUGGGCAAUAAGAAUCCAGAGAAUGUGGUGGCAGUGAUGGAGGAAUUGGUGGCAAGGAGGAAAUUAUUGAAGUGUGUUGAGAAUUUGGAUAACGAGGAGCUUGGGUCGCUGUUGAUGUUCUUACAGAAGUAUUCUACAGUGCCAAGAUUCUCAGGUUUGUUGAUGGGAUUGACAAAGAAGGUUCUUGAAAUGCGGGUUGAAGAUAUCAGAGCUUCUGAGGCCUUGAAGGGUCAAAUUAGAAACCUUAAGCGUUCUGUUGAGGAGGAGAUACGUAUACAACAUUCUUUGCAAGAGCUACAGGGUAUCAUUUUUCCUUUGCUUAGGAUUGCUGGAAGGGGAUGAAACUUUAUUGCCUUUUUGGUUUUUUAUGAGAUCCUCGAGUAUGCAUUUAAAGGGUGAGAUUCAAUUCAAAUAAAUCUAAGGCCUACAAUUUGCCAUCUCAUCUAAAAGCAUCUUCCAGAGGAGAGGGAGAAGAAAGGUAAUCUCUCAUUGCCGACAGAGGUGUCAUGGUCGGCAGAGCUUGGCGGUUGUGGUCAUUGCAGUCGUGGAAGAGUGGGUGACCAGAUGGAGCCGGGUUUGGUAGUGCUGUUGCCGCUGGAGCUGGUUGCCAUGGUGGUGGUGGGACUGUUCAUGGUCUGGCAGCGAUAGUGGUGUGGCUGCAGAUCUUGAGUUUCAGUCCUAUUACCCAUAUAGUUAAGAUUUCGUAUUACUACUCCUACUUGGCUGUACUCCACAGGCUUUGUUUCAUGGCAUCCAAACCCCACCACCUCCUCCCCCUACCAAACUCAGCAGCAACAACAGUUGCAUCAAAGAGGGCAAGGGCAAUGACCACUGACUCUUCUUCUUCGUCUUCCUCACCCAUCAAAGACGCUUUCACCAAAUACACCCAAUAUCUCAACACCCUCAAUGAGAAAAGUGAAAGAGUGGUGAAAGCAAGUCAUGACAUCACUGUCAACAGCAAAAAGGUCAUAUUUCAGGUACACAGAAUCAGUAAACACAACAGAGAAGAAGUUUUGGAGAAGGCAGAAAAGGACAUGAAAGCUGUGACAGAUCAGUAUAUUUCUCAACUAGCGAAAGAACUGCAUGGGACUGAUUUCUGGAAGCUAAGACGAGCAUACUCAACUGGGGUAGCCUCUUUGUGUCCUAACCUAUGAAGGCCUGAAAUAUAUAACUAAGUUGAAUCAUUUAUGCGUGGCUGGUUGCAGGUACAAGAGUGCAUUUUUCACUACAAGAAACCUGAACUUUUUUGACCCUUUUUUUUCAAGGGUUCACUAAAGUUUGUCGAAACAAACACUAAUGUGACACUAUUACUAGACUUAUUGAGUACCUUUGAAAUAAGCUAACACAACUCUUGAAUGAGAAAGCAUAGUGAGUGUACACUCAAUUAAGUGCCUGUGCUUCCUCUCAGCUACCCCAUUUUGCUGAGGUGUAUGGGGGCAAGUGAAUUGAUGGACAAGACCAUGAGAUAAGCAGAAAUUUUUGAAAGCAUUAGAAAUGAACUCACCUCCUUUGUCAA
Quercus robur (English oak) is the source of this 2944-nucleotide messenger RNA. Its product is annotated as protein SLOW WALKER 1-like. The record is from RefSeq and is a predicted model, not a curated record. Gene Ontology annotation, cellular component: nucleolus. Bases 196 to 1770 code for a protein of 524 amino acids. The transcript has 5 exons. NCBI's taxonomy places the organism in Eukaryota, Viridiplantae, Streptophyta, Magnoliopsida, Fagales, Fagaceae. Gene Ontology annotation, molecular function: protein binding. Gene Ontology annotation, biological process: positive regulation of transcription by RNA polymerase I; rRNA processing.